Elgaria multicarinata webbii is the source of this 1649-nucleotide messenger RNA. It is a transcript of the gene MRPS5, whose product is annotated as mitochondrial ribosomal protein S5. Gene Ontology annotation, molecular function: structural constituent of ribosome; RNA binding. The transcript has 11 exons. Gene Ontology annotation, cellular component: ribosome. The record is from RefSeq and is a predicted model, not a curated record. Gene Ontology annotation, biological process: translation. The coding region runs from base 64 to 1287 and encodes 407 amino acids. NCBI's taxonomy places the organism in Eukaryota, Metazoa, Chordata, Lepidosauria, Squamata, Anguidae.
UCAUCCAGGUGCGGGGAAAGGCGGUGUGACGGAGUACGGUGGCCGCGAAGGGACGUUGCAAACAUGGCGGGGGCCAUCGCUGCGGUGGCCCACAGAGCCUGCAGCGCCGGAGUCCUUAGAGCCGCGUGGAGAGGCUGCACCUCGAUUCCAGGGUAUGGAAUCAAUUGCCAGUAUGCUACCUUGGCCCGUGCUUUACAGAAACAUUGCUAUGUUUCUGCAGGUCGUGAUGUAAUGGUUCAGCAGAGCAGACAAAGCAGCUUUUUCAACAAAUUGACAGCUGAUGAACUCUGGAAAGGAGUUUUGGCAGAAACCGGUGCGGGUGGAAGGAAAGGAAGAGGAAAGAGGACCAAGAAAAAGCUCAAGAAGGAUCUCAAUAGGGGCCAGAUCAUUGGCGAAGGACAUUCUGGUUUCCUUUGGCCUGGCCUCAAUGCUCCAGUGAUGAAAAUGGGAACUGUCCAGAAAAUUGCUCAGCGAGACAAAGAAGAGCAAGAGACGCUGGUGGCCAAAAGAAUCCAGCAGCGGGAAGAGUGGGACAAGAAAAGAAAAAUGAGAACGAAGAGGGAGAGGGGAUGGAGCGGAGCCUCCUGGGGUGGUGUCAGCCUAGGGCCCCCCGAUCCAGGCCCCAAUGGAGAAACAUAUGAGGAUUUCGACUCCAGAGUGAUUGAGUUGAAAAAUGUGUUCAACAUGACCGCAAAGGAAGGAAGAAAAAAGUCUGUUAGUGCCCUGGUGGUGGUGGGGAAUGGAAAAGGGGCUGCUGGUUUCGCACUGGGGAAAGCAUACGACAGAAUGGUGGCGUUAAGAAAAGCAAAGAACAGAGCUAUUCACUAUUUGCACUAUAUUGAAAGAUAUGAAGAUCACACAAUUUAUCAUGAUAUUGCAACCAAUUUUAAGAAAACAACUAUCCGGAUGAAGAAGCAAAACAGGGGAUAUGGUCUUCACUGUCACCGAGCUAUCAUUACCAUCUGCAAACUGAUUGGGAUUAAAGACAUGUACGCCAAGCGUUAUGGAUCCAGGAAUUUACUGAAUCUCACUAAAGCACUCUUCAAGGGAUUAUCAAAGCAGGAAACUCACCAAGACCUAGCAAAUAAGAAAGGGCUCUACGUUGUAGAAUUUCGCGAGGAAUGUGGCCUCCUGCCCAUCAUAGCUGCAAAACCCCAGGGGGAGCUCAGAGAAGACCCUGAGCCAGCGGAUGAAGUUCCUGAUGUCCCACUGGAGUGGAAUGAAGUGAAGGCAGCACAAGGAAUGAAGAAGAGUGACUGGACAAAUGUCAAAAGAACAAUUUGGUAGUCCGGCUCAAUAUUAAGAUGUACAGUACUAAGGGAGAUCCAGCAUAAUCACAUGAUACCGAAAUAUUUGGGAAGAUAAGUGAAGGUGGUGAAGAUCCAACUGGGUUCUCAUGAUGAUUGCAGCCAUUGUAACUUUAGGGGCUCAAAACAACUUGGCCAUCUGUCUUCAGCUGACAAUUCUGUUUUGAAUGCAAGUGUCUGAUGUUGCGGCAGGCUGUGAAGUGGAAAUUGAUCUGUUUCGUAAUUCCAUCCCCUCUGUUGCUGUUGGGGAAAAGGAGUCCGUAAUCAGCAUUUUUCCCUCCACGAAUAACUUUGGGAACCUUUCAGUCAACAUGACAGAAAUAAAGUUAUAACCAAAUGUUA